CCCUGACAUUCGUGUUUCGAGAGUCUUGAAAGUCAAACACUAGUUUAGUAAAACUGGGAAGUGAGUUGCAUUACAAUAAAAAAUAAUAAAUUAGUGCCUUUGUCAUAGGAAAUAGAAAAAAAAACGUUAAUGUGUAACUAGUGUUAAAUUACAACUGGAUGUGUUUGUGUAAACAUGCGUGAAAGUCAACGCCGCCUGGCGUCUGAGGAAAGUAGUAUGGUCGGUCUAAAGAGAAGUGGAAAUGGUCGUGUGAGGGUAGAACUGCUUGAUGGAGAACAUAUCACCAUCGAUCUUGAUCGCAAAUCACGUGGUGCUGAUCUCGUAGACAGCGUAUGUGAAAGCCUGGAUAUAUUGGAAAAAGAUUACUUCGGACUCCUUCACACUCAACGCGGAGAUCCAAGAGUUUGGAUUGACUUGGACCGACGUCUAUCAAAGACUUUUAGAAACGAACCUUGGGACGUCCGACUAGCUGUAAAGUUCUAUCCGCCGGAACCUUCUGAACUGCAGGAUGACGUCUCCAGAUAUCAGCUUAGUUUGGCUGUUAGAAGAGAUAUUAUAGAAGGUCGUCUGUCGUGUUCACCGAUAACCUAUGCUCUGCUGGCUUCGUAUGUGCUUCAAGCUGAACUGGGAGACAGGCAGAGUCGGGUGUCCGUGGCUACUCUGUCUCAGCAUCAUGCGAUUCCACUACAUGCUGUCACAGACACCACGGAAGACAAUAUUGACCAGUUGUACAGAAAGCAUAGCGGUCAAACACCGGCGGAUGCUGAAAUAAACUACUUGGAGAACGCGACGAAACUACCGAUGUAUGGUGCCGAGGUACACAAAGCGAAAGACAGUGAGGAUAUAGAUAUCAUAUUAGCUGUCUCUGCGUCAGGGAUUACGAUUUUAAGAGACAGUAUAAUAAUGAAUCGAUUUCCAUGGACGAAGAUAUUAAAAAUCAGCUACAACAAACGCACAUACACUCUCCGACUAAGAGCUAGUGAGUUUGAUGAGUUCGAGACAUAUCUGAGCUUCAAACUGCACUCUACCCGGGCGAGCAAGCGACUGUGGCGCUGCAGUGUGGAACACCAUAUCUUCUUCAGAAGAGAGAUGCCAGUGAAAGUUGAGAGGAUAUUAGGGUUCCCUCGGCUUGGCUCUCGGCGUCUCUCAUGUAGGCGAACGUUAAGACAACUACGUACGGAACCAUUGCGGGUUGAGAUACGUGCUUGACUAUUAUUGACCUGAAUUUGAAUUUAAUGUGUAUUAAAGUUUAAGUCUUGUUGCCAUGUAAUUUAAGAAGAAUAAAAUAAAAGAAUUAAAUACUUUGA
Molecule: messenger RNA, 1307 nt
Organism: Leptidea sinapis
Lineage: Eukaryota; Metazoa; Arthropoda; Insecta; Lepidoptera; Pieridae
Product: protein 4.1 homolog
Exons: 8
Coding region: 175-1209 (344 amino acids)
Cellular component (GO): plasma membrane; cytoskeleton
Molecular function (GO): cytoskeletal protein binding
Source: RefSeq, a predicted model, not a curated record